Messenger RNA from Glarea lozoyensis ATCC 20868, 408 nucleotides. RefSeq lists its product as uncharacterized. The record is from RefSeq and is a predicted model, not a curated record. NCBI's taxonomy places the organism in Eukaryota, Fungi, Ascomycota, Leotiomycetes, Helotiales, Helotiaceae. The transcript has a single exon. Bases 1 to 408 code for a protein of 135 amino acids.
AUGACCCCCAUCGCCCUUCUCCUCCCCCUUCUCCCUCUCCUACCCCUCACCACCGCAACCCCAAUCUGCACCCCAACAACCCCCGCCAUCCUCCCCUGCACCACCCCCACAAUCUGGACCCUCACAAACAUCACCUACACCAGCACAGCCAUCUACUCGACCCCCGCCCACCUCGCCACCGCCUACGCUUCCUUCUCCUUCUCCCUAUCCUCAAACGCCGUUCCGUAUACCUACACCUGCAGCGCGGGAAGCAGCUCCUACCCGACCUAUUUCAACGGGGACCAGGCGUAUACAUGCACGGCUUCUAAUGGGGAUGCGACGGCGCAGGCGACUUGGACGUGGAAUGCUGGGACGAAAGAAGUUUAUUUUAAUGCGAAUUGGGUUUGUGUGGAUGGGUGUUUGGCGUGA